Molecule: messenger RNA, 2489 nt
Organism: Osmerus eperlanus (European smelt)
Lineage: Eukaryota; Metazoa; Chordata; Actinopteri; Osmeriformes; Osmeridae
Gene: wnt7ab
Product: protein Wnt-7a
Exons: 4
Coding region: 269-1321 (350 amino acids)
Biological process (GO): multicellular organism development; neuron differentiation; canonical Wnt signaling pathway
Cellular component (GO): extracellular region
Molecular function (GO): frizzled binding; cytokine activity
Source: RefSeq, a predicted model, not a curated record
GAUAAUCACGGCUCAACACGAGCUCAUCUCUUGUGUUACCUGUGACACCCUCGCAAUGACAAGACGGCACAGCAAAGGAGCUACGUAAGGGGAGUUUAAGGAUAUCGUAACUAUAACUGAAUUGAUUGUAUCUGUUUUGGAUAUACGUUUACAAUACUUACGUGGAGAUACACUGGAGUUCCCUUAGCCAAGAGUAGGCUCACACUAUCGGAAAAUACCUAUUUAUCACUUUCUCUACUCGCUGUAUGAAACUGAGAGUAGAGGCACCAUGAGUCGAAGAACACGGCGUUGGAUUUUUCGGGUUUUACUUUGCCUUGGGAUUGUGUAUUUAAAAAUUGGCGGCUUUUCAUCUGUGGUGGCACUAGGAGCUAGUAUAAUCUGUAACAAGAUUCCCGGUUUGGCUCCUCGGCAACGGAUUAUUUGCCAGAGUCGCCCCGAUGCCAUUAUCGUCAUCGGAGAGGGAGCCCAAAUGGGCAUCAACGAGUGUCAAUUUCAGUUUAAAAACGGGCGUUGGAACUGUUCUGCACUUGGAGAAAGGACAGUCUUCGGAAAAGAGUUGAAAGUGGGCAGUAAAGAGGCUGCAUUCACCUACGCCAUCAUCGCGGCCGGGGUGGCUCACGCCAUCACAGCGGCGUGCACGCAGGGCAAUCUGAGUGACUGCAGCUGUGACAAGGAGAAGCAGGGCUUCUACAGUAAGGGCCAGGGCUGGAAGUGGGGCGGCUGCUCGGCGGACAUCAGCUACGGCCUGGGCUUCUCCAAGGUCUUUGUCGAUGCCCGCGAGGUCAAGCAGAGUGCCAGGACACUCAUGAACCUGCACAACAACGAAGUCGGACGCAAGAUCCUGGAGAAGAACAUGCGUCUGGAAUGCAAGUGUCACGGUGUUUCAGGCUCCUGCACCACCAAAACCUGCUGGACUACACUUCCCAAGUUCCGCGAGCUUGGUUACAUUCUCAAAGAAAAGUAUGCCCAUGCAGUGCACGUGGAAUCAGUCAAAGCCAGCCGCAACAAGCGGCCUAAAUUCCUCAAAAUCAAAAAGCCCCACUCCUACCGGAAACCCAUGGAUACGGACCUGGUGUACAUAGACAGGUCUCCCAACUACUGUGAGGCGGACACUGUGACAGGAAGUAUGGGGACGCAGGGCCGGGUGUGUAACAAGACAGUGAUGCAGCAGAUCAGUGGCUGUGACCUGAUGUGCUGCGGACGGGGCUACAACACACACCAGUACUCCCGCGUGUGGCAGUGCAACUGCAAGUUCCUUUGGUGCUGCUACGUCAAGUGCAACACCUGCAGCGAGAGGACAGAGGUGUACACCUGCAAAUAAGAGUAUUUAUUGGUGUGUGUGUGUGUGUUAGCAUGGACACAGGGGAACAACCUCUAGGAUGCGGGUUUGCUUUACAGCCAUAGACAGAACUUAACGGAGGAUGGAGCAGUGAUGGUAUUUGCACAUGAUUCCCUCGUCAGACUCUUUAAGGAUAAACACUGGGAUGCCUGUGCUGUCUGCAAACAGGACUUGGUGGCUUCAGGACACGAACAUUGACACUGUUUGUCUCAUAGUUGUCUUUGGAGGGCCAAGGUGUUGCUUCUAUCUAGAACUAUAACAGGGCUGCGGGUAUUGUAUACACUGGCAUGUGAAUGGAGAGCAGGUAGAUGGAUACAUACCCCAAUGCUCCUCACUCAUGCUGGAUCAGAUUGCUGGACUGUGCUUACUACUGGAGUUAUCUUCUUCUGGCUAAAUAGGAUACUCAUACCUAUGCACAAAAUAAAUUAAAACUGCCAUCGGGAAUAUUUAACACAAUGUAUCUAGAGCAAAUAAAUGAUAUUAAUUUAUUCUAUAAAACAACUACUGAUUUUGUCAUUUUGGAACUGUAAGUCUUGUUUGAAUAGAUUAGGAACUUUUCUUAAUUAGAGUUUUGUGUUUUUGUAUACAUCCUAAUCUAGAACAUGCUAUAUACAGUAACACACUGGAAUUGAAUCAGCCUGGGAUAUGGUUUUAGACACAUGUUCCAGAUAAAGGUGGGGAUGAUGAGGCCACAUGGUUUCUCUCUGUUUGCUGCUAGUCUGGAGAAGCCCAUUUUUGUUAGUUUUUGUGCAUCAGCUCUGUUGAUGCACAACGCUCACUUCAAGCUGACUGUGUUUAACAAUAAUAAGUCAUAAAAACAAUACAAAAAACAGACACAUUUUCCACUUUUGGUAAAUAUUGGUAAAUAGAGUAUAUUUUGUAAAAGCUUAUUUUUAUAUGAAUGUCUUAUUUAUACCAUUGUAUCUUUUCUGACAGACUUUGAUAUCAAAUUGUUCCCUGACCCCUGUGUACAAAUCAUGUGAAACAGCUGAACCUGUAUGUGCUAAUCUGCUGCCACUGUCCUCACUGUAAACUGUGUGACUGAAAGUGUGAGUUAGUCUCCGUUGAUAUUUGGCUGUGUUUAAACUGCUGUUUUACUGCAUUUCAUGACUAGUAUGGAUGGAAUACAGAAACAGGACAACACUAACAA